This is a messenger RNA of Trichogramma pretiosum, 2683 nucleotides long. RefSeq lists its product as uncharacterized. Gene Ontology annotation, cellular component: tRNA-intron endonuclease complex. The transcript has 7 exons. The record is from RefSeq and is a predicted model, not a curated record. Lineage: Eukaryota; Metazoa; Arthropoda; Insecta; Hymenoptera; Trichogrammatidae. Gene Ontology annotation, biological process: tRNA-type intron splice site recognition and cleavage. Bases 290 to 2482 code for a protein of 730 amino acids.
CCUAUGCAGUAAGCACUGUGCUGUCCACCGCAAUCACCGCUAGUCACCGCGUGCAUAUAAGCUAUUUUCAAUGCAGGAGGUUAACCGCUUAGCAAGUUUUCCGAUUCAGUGACACUUACUGCAUUUCGCUAUUGGUGUUUUACAGAGUUAUUAUUGGUGUUUUAAGAGCCGAGAAUAAUUGCGUCAGACGAUGACGAAACUUUCACUGAAAGUUAUUUGGAGUUUUUGAUGUUUUAGUUUUCUGUAUUUACUUAGUUGUUCGUAGUAUUAUCAACUGUAAUUAUAAAAAAUGAUUGAAGAAACGAAAAAUGGCUUUUUGAGUGCUUCUCAACUGUUGGAAACUAGAAAUAUUGGUAAUGCAGCAUUAAAGAAUUAUGAAGAAUCAGAGUCAGCCCUUCCUAAAUUGAGUAAUAAGUAUUUUGAACCAUCUGGAUCAUGGUUAGAACUAAUGCAAUUAGAAAAUAAUUUAAAGAAUUCUAAGAAGAUUAUUGAAGUUGAACGAGUAGAAAGAUUAUCUCAAUUAGCUUCUGCAGAAUGGUUGCCUGGAAGUCAAAAAGCCCGGGUUAUCAAAAAGUCAGGACAAAGGUGGGAAAACUUUGGCUAUGAAGAAAAAAACCAUUUGUUUUUACUUCCUGAAGAAGCUUUAAUUCUUUUGGAAAUGAACUGUUUAGAACUUCUGUGGAAUGGUAUGCCACUUUCUAUUCAGCAAGCAUAUGAAAUUAUAAUUUAUUCCAAAAAUUCAAAAUGCACUAUUCAUGAGUACAAAGUUUUUUCACACCUUAUUAAAUUGGGCUAUAAAGUUCAAAGAUAUAAAGAAAAACCUUUUGUGGAUAGCAAAUCAUCGAGUACCAAAAGAAUUAUUAUGAACCCAGAUGGAUUGUGGACACCCAAUACUUCUCCAUCAAUUGAAAAACAAGGUUCAGAGAUUAUGUCAAAUAAUGAAACUGAAGAUGUUAUCCCAAAUAAUUCAAAGUCAGAUGCAACUCAAAAAGAAUCAAGUCCCAAAAUUCCAAGGAUUGGAAUUUUAUGCGAAGAAACUGUGAUAGAACCUAUAAAAAUAGUAAAAUUACAUUCAGUUCCUUCUAAAGACUCAAUGACCUCUAAUCAAAAGUGGCCUGGAUCGAGAAUUCAGCGUAACAUAAAGUUAAUGCCUAAACGAGCUGACUUAACUUUUCAUAAUUCAAAUGCUCAAAUGUCAAAACCAUCUAAUGAUUCCAACAAUAAGAUGUCUUUUAAUAAACGUAAAAGUACAGACUGCAUAAUAGAAGAAGUAUCGCCAAAAAAGCCCAGACCAGAAGUAAUCGAAUUGUCGGAUGAUGAAGUUGAAGAGAUACCCCGUCCCCUCACUCGCGAGGAAAUUCUCGCAACAUUGCCUAACUUGGCAGGACCGCGAACAGAGCCAUUAAUCGCCAGAUUACCACGUGCCUAUCUACCGAGCAGUAUUAAGCCGAUCAAUGACACAUAUCGUUACGAUCGCUACCGCCUACUAAAUUUCUCGCAAACUCAAGAACCACGAACUGACGAAUUAGACAACAGCGUGCAAGUAAUUAAUGGCAAUAGUAGCCAUUUUUACAGUAAUCCUGCUGUCGAAUCGCACAAUAACGGUUACGCUGGAAGUAGUCACAAUCAUCGAUUUCAGGAACGCCGCUACAUUCACCAAAAUAUCUCCCAUAACGCCAUUCAGCAUAGUCCAUACCCUGGCACGGUAUUUCACAGUAAUUACGUGACGAACUUCGUCAUGGAAGUCAUGGGAAGCAUGGUUAGGAGCUUCCGUCAGCAGCAUGUUCAACAGACUGCUACGUUUUGCCCAAACAUGCCACUCUUUCCAAGUCAUGCCUAUAAUCCUCUCUCAGUUUACUAUCCACCGCAGCAGCAGCAGCAUCAUCAUCAAAGAGAUCACUACGGCUCGUCGACUUACAGAAAAAGCCGUGCUAGAGGCCGUUACGAAUCGAAUCGUUAUGAAGAGCCAAAUGUGCCAUCUUUCACUAAACGAACCGGAUGCAAUUCUUGGCCGGAGCUGAAGAGUCUUUGGCAGGAAGAGAGUACCAUAACGAUCGAAGAUGAGGAGCCAGUAACAAAAAUGACGGGAGCUUCCAGUCCCGGUGCAAAUGAUAUUCAAGUCAUUGAAGAGGCCGUAAAACCGCUCGUUCCGCCCACGGGCAUAUACAGUUUAAGCGAAGCAUACGAACGGCUAAGAAUCAUCAAGUCAACCGGCGAUCGGACCGUCAGAUCAAGGAAGAUUGAUUACUCGCUUUCUUACGAGAUCUAUCCGAUCAGUGGGACGUAUCGAAAAUCGGCACCUGGUGCACCGCUUUUCCGAUUAUUGAUUAUCAAUUCCAAAUUCGAUACUACUAUGGAUCUGAGCAAGUUACAUAGACUUCAGCAGGAAUCAAAAGAUGCACCAAUCGUUGUUGCCUCCGUCAGUCAAUCCAGUAUUUCUUUCACACAAUUUGGAAUUGUACAAUUACCGAACUACUCUUGAGAAGUUCAUUAAUAAAGUAUUCGUAGCUGUUGUAGACUUAAUUGUCUGUGUAAAUAUUUUUGUAAUUACAAAAAUUUGAUACGAAAAAAAUAUAUAAAUCAUGUAUACAAUAAUGUUCAACGUAUUAUCUAAGGUAUUGACUAUGAUAAUUAAGAUAAUGAAAUUUGAAAUUGUAUCUUCAAUACAUAACAAGAAAAAAUG